Molecule: messenger RNA, 4951 nt
Organism: Oxyura jamaicensis (ruddy duck)
Lineage: Eukaryota; Metazoa; Chordata; Aves; Anseriformes; Anatidae
Gene: SPRED2
Product: sprouty related EVH1 domain containing 2
Exons: 6
Coding region: 1514-2743 (409 amino acids)
Biological process (GO): negative regulation of MAPK cascade; multicellular organism development
Cellular component (GO): membrane
Molecular function (GO): protein kinase binding
Source: RefSeq, a predicted model, not a curated record
UGUGGCUUGACACCAUGCUGCACUUGGAGUUUUUAAGAGGAGCGGCGGACCUCUAGAAAAGCAGCAGGAGGGCAACGAAAUGGGCAGGCACUGGGGAGAUGUCAGUGCUUAAGCUGCUGUUUCAGAAACGUGAUUACAACAUGGUUUAUUCAAAGAUAGUUUUGUCUUACACUGGGAGGCUAAUUUCAUCUUCCCUCGUCCCUCGAGAGAAAAAAGCUUUAGAAACUGGACUUGCAGCAAAACAGGCAAGGCAUCUUUGUUAAUUUUUUUUUUUUCUGGCUGACUUGCUUUAGGCUUGUGUGCUGACUUCUCGCUGGAGGCAGCUGAGGACAGAGCUGAUGUUUGCUGUAUUGAGCACCGAAGGGUAAAAGCAGUGCUGCUGCUGAGCCAGGAGAGGAAAGCAGUGAGUUGGGCUCACAGGAUGCUGUAGUGAAGAACUGAGCAAACGCUUCUGCCCUGGCUCCUCUGAAUGUCCCAGGCAUUUUCGCUUUACAGUCUGUUGUCUGCACAGUGAAGCUGGGCUCAAGCCUCUGUGGCCUUGAGGUCAGUAUUGCGGUGGUCCAAGUGUGAAGUUCUCAAGAAUGUGCACAGUUCUUGGUUAUGUCCCUAAAAUCCAGGGCACGGCUUUCCCAAAGGAUGCUUUCAGGUAGCAUCACCGUGGCCACUAUUCUCCAUCCCAGGAAAAAGUGGUGUUUGCUGAAACCUGAGGUUAAAACGGCUUGGAUUUGGGGAAAGCUGAGCCUAGAAAUACUUAAAUUAGCUUUCUUUCCCCAGCUCCUCUCACCAUCAGCGUAGAUUAGUUCAGAAUUCAGGCAAGUAUUUUUAGAAUCUGGCUUUAGAGCCCCAAUGUCACAAUUUUCAUUCUUGCCGCUUGCACUGAGGCACUUCUUGAGCAAUGUUUUUCGCCUUAAAAUCAUGGGGAGGACUUGAGGACAGCGCUCGGGGGGGCGCCGGGUGAGCUCCCCAUGAGCCACGAUGGGUCUUCUCCCAGCCCCUUGGUCUGAGCACAUCGGUGUUUUGGGAAUAAAGGAUGGCCAGGGGGAGCAGGGAGGGGACGCCCACGCUCAACUUUGGACCUGUUUGCCGGUCUGGAGGCGUGGGUGGCGUGCCCCGGGGUCCGGCACAACUUGCGACAGUCCCGGCAGCGCCUUUGCUCCGCGAGCUGCUGUUAUUAGUUUAUGGCAGCUGUAUGGCCCUCGUUUGAUUUUUAUUAUUUCUCGAAGCCUGUCGCCGGGGCGGGGAAGCAGGGAUCUUUGGUCGGUCAGUGCGCCCGUGAGCGGAGAGGAGAGGAGCGGGGAGGAUGUUGCGAAUGAGUAAUGGUACAGCAGGGCUCUAACGUGCAGGAUAGCUGGGGGAUGAGUCACCCGGCACAAUGCAGCACAUCCGUCGAGGAGGCUGAAUCACGCACGGGGGGAAGCCGCCUGUCAGCCACCAGCUGGGCUGGGGUCAGCCCGAGGCGCGGCGGAGGCAAGGAUGGUGACACGGAGCGACCCGGGGGCGCAAUGUAGAGGAAAUGGCAUCCCCCGGCAGUGACAGCUAUAUUGUGCGAGUCAAAGCUGUGGUUAUGACCCGAGAUGACUCCAGUGGGGGAUGGUUGCCACAAGAAGGAGGCGGUCUCAGUAGAGUUGGCGUCUGCAAGGUCACAUACCCGGAGGGCAAUGGAAGAAGUGGAUUUCUAAUCCAUGGUGAAAGGCAGAAAGACAAACUGGUGGUGCUGGAGUGCUUCGUGAAGAAGGACCUGGUGUACACGAAGGCGAACCCGACCUUCCACCACUGGAAAGUCGACAACAGGAAGUUUGGGCUCACUUUUCAAAGCCCCGCUGACGCUCGGGCCUUCGACAGAGGCGUGAGGAAAGCCAUCGAGGACCUCAUUGAAGGGUCUACUACUUCCUCGUCAACGCUUCACAACGAGGCUGAGGUCGGUGACGAUGAUGUCUUCACAAAUGCUACAGAUAGCUCCUCCAACUCCUCUCAGAAAAGGGAACAGCCUGUGCGAACUCUGGCUUCUCCGGCAUCCAGCGAACAUCGAAGAAUUUGCACUCGUGGACACCUUCACGACCAUUAUAGUUCUGACCACUACCAUCUAGAACAAUCAGCACCACGAUCGUACCGGCACGUCAACUUUCCAGAUGACGAUGAGGAGAUAGUACGCAUCAAUCCUCGGGAAAAGAUUUGGAUGACUGGAUAUGAGGACUAUCGCCAUGCCCCAGCGCGAGGAAAGAACUUUGAUCCUGAUGACAUGGACUCCUACGUACGUUUUGCCAAAAGUGAGGCCUCAAAACACGAAUACACUUAUCCUUACGUAGACAACUCAGACUUUGACCUGGGUGAAGAUAUCAAGGGUGCUGUGAUAAAGACUCAACCCGUCAAAUUCAAGCCCAGACGGAAGGAGGAUGGUGAGAGGUCGCGGUGCGUAUACUGCAGGGACAUGUUCAAUCAUGAGGAGAACAAACGGGGUCAAUGCCAGGAUGCUCCAGACCGCGUCAAGACUUGCAUCCGUCGAGUGAGCUGUAUGUGGUGCGCAGACACUAUGCUCUAUCACUGUAUGUCCGAUCCGGAAGGAGACUAUACAGAUCCUUGCUCGUGUGACACCAGUGAUGAAAUGUUUUGCCUCCGGUGGAUGGCCCUUAUCGCCUUGUCUUUCAUUGCUCCAUGUAUGUGCUGUUACUUGCCGCUUCGGGCUUGUCACCACUGUGGGGUCAUGUGCAGGUGCUGUGGUGGAAAACACAAAGCUGCUGGAUGACUACGGAUGAGUUCAGAGUGUUAUGUUUUUCCUGUAGUUCAAGGAACACGUUGGUUUUUGAGCAUUGAGAUCACUUAUUUUGAUGCAGCCACUGUGCCCAACAGCAUCCAGAAACCACCAGUUUGGAUCACUUUACAUUUGAUCGUCUGGGGCUCACACUGCAUUGAUUUGCUCAUCAAGUGUUCUAACUAACUAACGUACAGCAUAGACUUUUGUAUUAUUAAUCUGUAAUCAAACAGACUCUCUUGUACAUGUUUAUAUUAUUUUUUCAGUUAAAAUGAGUUUGAGAAAAGAACUGCUUUAAAUGGUGGUGGAUUGUAGAACAUCUCCAGGUUGUGUCCGUCUUGCCUCUGCUUGCUCGGUACCAUCAGUGCAUUAGCAAGUUUUGGCAUUUCUCGAAACAGGGUGGUAUAGUGAAUGAAAUCUCACUUGGAAGAUAUUUUAACUUGCCGUCAAUUUAUUGUGUGUAUAGAAGGUGUGCUAGUAACAAACUUGUACCACAACACAGUAUUUCUGUCACUGGUUUUCUUUUUCUUUUUUUUUUUUUGUUGUUGUUGUUCUAUUUUCCAAAGCCAAAAUAGCCAUCUAAGCUGCAGUUUCUCUUCUAGAGUCCAUCGUCAUUUCCUUCAGCAAACAUCUUAAAUUAUUUCUCUGUUCUUAAAGUUCUAUGAACAGAAAGCAAGGCUCAGUUACCAUAGUCACAUAACCAUUGAGAAUCUGGUAGUUCUCCUUACCUGUAAUCAUUUCAGACCACUACUUGAAAGGGAAACUUAAAUUUUAGUGUUUUCUUUUUUCCCUAAAUAACUUUGGAAAAAUAAAACUGUGUUUUCAGAGUUCUGCCUGAAAGAAGGGAACUUCUUCAUUAGCCAGCCAUGUCAUGAUUUGAGAAUAAAACACUAAGGUUCCAGACGGGGAAAGUUCUUGUUAUGCAAAGAAUUAUUAACAAUGCAAUGUCAAAAGCACUAUUGUAAUCCAUGGCAAUUCUGGGGAAAUGCUGCAUUAAGUGGUGGAUUGUAUGGAAAAUAGUAUUUGUUUAUUUUUUUCUGUAUAAUACAUGAGCAUGAGAACAUACACAUCCACAGUAGAAGCUACAUUUAGCAGUCUAAGCAGGUAUUUAAAACCAAAAGCCAGGUUGUUAACCACCACUUUCAUUUCCUGACCUACGGUCCCAAUCCUCCAGAUGCUUACAGAUGUCCCAACUUAAUGCGUGUGCAACCAGCAUUUCUGUGAUUCUGUGUGUAGGAUUAAGCAUGUGAGUCUUUGCAGGAGCCAGACUGAAGUGUCUCCCCCGCUUUCCCCUCCCCAGUUUGCCACCCAGAUUUAUCAAGUGGAUGCAUAAGGUGCAUACAGCAGGAUAAGAUUACUUUAAUUUUUUUUUAAAUGUCAUGUUGUCUUGUGUACAAGGCUUGUAAUUAGCUGGAAAAAGAGUAUUUUUCUAAUAUAUUACAAGGAAUAGCCAAAUAAUUUUUAUUAAAAAAAAUGAUUUAGCGCAGUGAGCUCUAACUAGCAUAGUACAAUCUGAAUACUUUGAGGCAGCUAGGGAUUGGCUUGUCAAAGCUGGCACUGCUGUUCCUGCCAUAAUUUCUUUCUGCAGUAAAUUGCCAGUGGGCGCAUGUCCUUUCCCUCCCUCUAUUGCACAUUGACAUCAGUCUUAAAAGAGAGGAUUUUUUUUUUUUUUUGCCAAAUAAAUGUAAAAGGAACGCUUGCCAUUUUUUCUUGGUGGAAUGUCCCAACAGUUCCUCUGAGAGUUAAUCACAGCUUUUUAGUAAACCAUGAACUAAGUAUGCAAUGUGCUUAUACACUAUAGAGUUUGGUAGGCUUAAUUUGUAGCAGUUGCUGGGGAUCUUUUGGUUGGAAAAAAAUGAAUGAUAAUGGAAAAGGAAUGGAGUGUUACACUCUUGGUGAUGUGUCUGGGUUUGCUGAAUGAAAUAUAAAUAUUUUGUGCCUAAUAGCAGUUGACAAAUCUCUCAAUGGUGUCUAGUAAACAUCAAGCCAGCCUCGAAAAAAAUUAAUGGAACAACCUUUUCCUUUAAUUUUCUGUUCUCAGAGUUGUUUCAUGUAAACAAACAUCUGUAAGAUCUUGUUCUCUAUAAAGCACAACACUACAAAGAGAUCUUACAGCUUUUUGUCCGGUCUUGAAGUGCCCCUAUUUAUUUAAGUAAAGUAGACAUACUCCAAGCCUUUCUGUAUGUCUGGAAAUAAAAGUUU